UGCUACGCGGAAAAGACGGACUGAAGUGUAUUCAAGCACUUGUGUAUUUCGUGUUCAGAGUUUGUGUGGAAAGAAACUGCUUGGAAUUAUGUAAAGGAGAAGGUUUUAAAAUACAUGUAGAAAGACAAUGUCCCAAUACUGCGAUACGUCAUUGAUCGAAUCUUUUCAUACGACAGAAUUUAAAUCGAUAGAAGAGAAUCUCACCGAUUGUAGCUAUCGGUCUCAAAUUACUAUUCUUUGCUAAGCCUCAUAAAUGAAAACACAAGUGCUUCAACCGGGUCUUAAGUACCUGCAACGGAUAGGACUGUGGGGCGAGAGACCCCGCCCCGUCUAUUGGUAUUACGCUGGCAUCGCCAGUGAGAUCAUUUUCUUGUUUCUACCAAUGAUCGCGUUUGGUGCCGGAGAGGAAGGAUUCGAUUCGUUCGCCUGUUAUUUGGCCCAACUUAUUUUUCUCGGCGAAGUUGUAGUGUCGUUUCUACUGUUUAACAGCCAAGCGCGUUCGUUCGAAAAAAUGGUUGCCAUUUUAGGAGAAAUUGUAGAGCGCCUUGACAGAAAAGACACUCAAGAUGGGAUUCGUAAGUUUAUUAAAAACUCGGAGAAAUUCGGCAGAAAGUACAACGUGUACGUUUGGCUUAUGUUAGGCACUUAUUUCAACGUUCCAUUAAUUUGCACUUUAGUUACCUUUCUAUCAAAAUCUGAAAGUGAAAGAGGCGACUUCUCCCGGCUAAUGAUGAUGAAAUUCUACUGGCUAGACACUCGGCGUAAUAUAGUACACUACGGGAUUUACUGGACUCUGCUCUACGUGGCAUGUAUAUUUUCUUCUUAUCAAAGUGUACUAAAAGUGACGGUGGUUUCAACGAUCAUAGAAUAUGGUUCAAUGAUGUUUGAGUUUAUUUCUCAGAAGAUUAAAAAUCUACAAAAGCUAGCGAACGAUAAUGAACGGCGUCAAGGGCUGCGAGAGGUUAUAGAAAUUCACCAACGGACGCUGGAAUAUGCUGCACUCUUGGAAAGUUCGGUUUCUCUCUCCUUACUAAAUUUGCUAUCAUGUUGCAUGUUAAUGUUAUGUUUAAUGAUGUACUAUCUUUCAAAGAGCUUUGGACCCAACGCACUCAGUAUUACAAUAUUGUUCACAUUUUCCAUGCUUGAAAUGGCAUAUUUUUGCUUUAGCGGAAACAAACUAAGCGAUAAGGCCGCCGAGGUAGGAGAGAUCAUGUAUGCCUACGCUUGGUAUCUGGAGCCAGUGGAUAUACAAAAGGAUAUACAAUUUGUAAUCGCCCGUUCGCAACGGUUAACUGGAAUUACCGCAGCAAAGUUUUACUCUGUCAACAGAGAGAGAUUCGCCAUUGUAAUACAGACAUCCUAUUCGUAUUAUUUGAUAUUAAAAAGUACUUUCUAGGAUGAAGCGAUAAU
Molecule: messenger RNA, 1410 nt
Organism: Wyeomyia smithii (pitcher-plant mosquito)
Lineage: Eukaryota; Metazoa; Arthropoda; Insecta; Diptera; Culicidae
Product: odorant receptor 85b-like
Exons: 4
Coding region: 254-1396 (380 amino acids)
Biological process (GO): sensory perception of smell; detection of chemical stimulus involved in sensory perception of smell
Cellular component (GO): plasma membrane
Molecular function (GO): odorant binding; olfactory receptor activity
Source: RefSeq, a predicted model, not a curated record